This is a messenger RNA of Astyanax mexicanus (Mexican tetra), 5876 nucleotides long. RefSeq names its product kinesin-like protein KIF1C. Lineage: Eukaryota; Metazoa; Chordata; Actinopteri; Characiformes; Acestrorhamphidae. The record is from RefSeq and is a predicted model, not a curated record. The coding region runs from base 390 to 4112 and encodes 1240 amino acids. Gene Ontology annotation, biological process: microtubule-based movement. Gene Ontology annotation, molecular function: ATP binding; microtubule motor activity; microtubule binding. The transcript is spliced from 24 exons.
CUGUUAUUUAUGUGUUGCUCCUUUUUAAGCUCCUCCCUGGUGUCCGGUUCCAGCAGGACCACCUUCCCCACCUCCCCUCCGCUCGGUCUUUGAGGGGGGAUUCCGUAUCCGAGAGACUGUACCGUCCCCCCCUCCGCAGCGCUGCAGUGGUUCAGUCCGGCCGCGCUGCGCUGAGAGCGGGCCGCACAACGGCGCAGCUGCGCGGGGGAGCACGGGGGGGAAAAGUUUUAGUUCUUACUGGACAGGACCGGAGAGAGUUCGGCCAUGGGGGAAAUCUAACCGGACACACACUCUCUCACACUCACAUACACACACACACACACACACACACUCACACACACACCACCCGCUUGGACAGCAGCGCAGCCCCCCGUCCCGGCGAAGGUGUGAUGGCUGCUUCGGUGAAGGUGGCGGUCCGAGUUCGGCCCUUUAACAACCGCGAGAGCAGCAGAGAUGCCAAGUGUGUGAUCCAGAUGCAGGGAAAGACCACCUGCAUCACCAACCCUAAACAGCCCAAAGAGUCCGCCAAGAACUUCACUUUUGACUACUCCUAUUGGUCACACACUACGGAAGAUGACCCCAAUUUUGCGUGUCAGAGGCGUGUGUAUCUGGAUAUUGGGGAGGAGAUGCUGCUGCACGCGUUUGAGGGGUAUAAUGUGUGCAUUUUUGCAUACGGACAGACCGGAGCGGGCAAGUCCUACACCAUGAUGGGCAAGCAAGAGCCUGACCAGCAGGGGAUAAUACCUCAGAUGUGUGAAGAUCUGUUCAAACGAACCUCAGAAAACACAGACCCAGACCUGUCCUACUCAGUAGAGGUGUCGUAUAUGGAGAUCUACUGUGAGCGUGUGCGGGACCUGCUGAAUCCAAAGAGUGGGGGCAAUCUGCGUGUGCGGGAGCACCCCAUCAUGGGCCCGUAUGUGGAGGACCUGUCCAAGCUUGCUGUGACAACAUACAGUGACAUCACACACCUCAUGGACUGUGGGAACAAAGCCCGAACGGUAGCUGCAACAAACAUGAACGAGACCAGUAGCCGCUCUCAUGCUGUUUUCACCAUCAUCUUCACCCAGCGCCGCCGCGACCAGCUUACCAGCCUCGACACAGAAAAGGUCAGCAAGAUCAGUCUGGUGGAUCUAGCUGGGAGUGAGAGAGCAGAUUCCUCCGGAGCAAAGGGCAUGAGGUUAAAGGAAGGUGCUAAUAUUAAUAAGUCUCUCACCACUCUGGGGAAGGUUAUAUCUGCUCUGGCUGACAUGAGCAGUAAGAAGAAGAAGAGUGAGUUUAUUCCGUACAGAGACUCAGUGCUUACCUGGCUGCUAAAGGAAAACCUUGGGGGUAACUCUCGCACUGCCAUGAUCGCUGCCCUCAGUCCUGCAGACAUCAACUACGAAGAAACCCUGAGUACUCUGCGGUAUGCUGACCGUGCUAAACAGAUUCGCUGUAACGCCAUCAUUAAUGAGGACCCGAAUGCCCGGCUGAUCAGAGAACUGAAGGAGGAAGUGAACAGACUGAGAGAGAUCCUGCUCACACAGGGGCUUAGCCAACUCAUCACUGCUGCAGGUCCGGAAGUGAAUAAUAACCGUGUGUGUCCUGCACUGCCCGCUGACCCCACUCCUAAUGGUGGCCCACCAAGCACAACCAUUGUUCCUGAACACAGUCCUGCCCAGGAUGGUGAUCCCACCCCUGAUGAUGGCCUGAACCAGUCAGAAUUUCCAAAAGUGGUCAUAUCCAAAGAGGAGGCAGUGGAAAGACUGAGGGAAACAGAGAAGAUCAUUGCGGAGCUAAACGAAACCUGGGAGGAAAAACUAAGGAAAACAGAAUCUAUACGACUUGAGAGAGAAACACUGCUGGCAGAGAUGGGCGUGUCCAUUAAAGAGGAUGGAGGGACUGUGGGUGUGUUUUCUCCUAAAGGAACUCCUCAUCUGGUGAACCUGAACGAGGACCCUUUGAUGUCAGAGUGUCUGCUGUAUUACAUCAAAGAGGGCGUGACCAGGGUGGGGCAGAAGGAUGUGGAUAUCCGGCUGAGUGGGCAGUUCAUUAAAGAGCAACACUGUGUGUUCUACUGUAACACUAACCACAAUGGAGAGGUUGUCGUCACACUGGAGCCAUUAGAGGGGGCGGAAACCUACGUCAACGGAAUAGAAAUCACUGAACCAAUGGCGCUCAAACAAGGUAACCGCAUUGUGAUGGGGAAGAACCAUGUGUUCCGCUUUAAUCACCCGGAGCAGGCUCGACUGGAGAGAGAGCGCAGUUCCAGCAUGGAGCAGCAGGGGGAGCCAGUGGACUGGAGCUACGCCCAGAAAGAACUACUGGAGAACCAGGGCAUUGACAUCAAACUGGAGAUGGAUAAGAGGCUGCAGGAUAUGGAGCUUCUGUACCGCAGAGAGAAAGAGGAAGCUGAUCUUCUGCUGGAGCAGCACCGACUGUAUGCAGAUUCAGACAGUGGAGAUGACUCUGAUAAACGCUCCUGUGAGGAGAGCUGGAGACUCAUCUCAUCUCUCAGAGAGAAGCUACCAGCUAACAAGGUGCAGUGCAUAGUGAAGCGCUGUGGAUUACCCAGCAGUGGGAAGCGGCGUGAGCCCCAGCGUGUGUAUCAGAUCCCCCAGCGCCGUCGCAUCAGCAAAGAUCCUGAGAGUGUGACGGUGUGUGACCUCCAGCUGCAGGCUGUCAAAGAGAUCUGCUAUCAGGUGGCGCUAGGGGAUUUUAAACACACUCUGAGGGAGAUCCAGGCUUUGGCCAUCGUGAAGCUGAAGGAGCUGUUCAGAAUGUAUGGUAAAAAAGAACCAGAGGACAGGGAGCUGUGGAAGGAGGUGGCCCAGGACGUGUGGGAGACGAUCGGUGUGGGUGAGGAGCGUGGGCAGGAAGUGGGCGUGGUCGGGGAGGGAGGAGCAGGGCAAACAGGUGUGUAUGACCUGAAGGCUCACUUGGAGAAGCUGACCGACAUCCUGCAGGAAGUGAAGGAGCAGAACAACAUGAAGGACGAAGAGAUCAAAGCACUCAGAGACCGAAUGAUGAAGAUGGAGAGAGUCAUACCUGGGGUACAGCAGGACAAUGGCUCAGCAGAAGACCAGGUUUGCGAGGAUAAGGAGUCAGAUGAGGGACGAGACCCUGAACAGGGUGGAGAAGGCUGUGCUAACAAUGAUAAGCGAGUGACGCGCUUGAUGGAGGAAGACCCCGCAUUCCGCAGGGGGCGGCUCCGCUGGCUCAAACAGGAACAGACUCGCAUACAGAACCUCCAGCAGCAGCAGAUCACCAAGCGGCUGCGACAAGGGGGUGGAGCCAAAAACGGAGCUGGAGAGGGGGCAGUGGUCCAUCUGCCCGGAACCGGCAGAUUUAUCCCCCCACAGGAGUGCAAGCUGAAGUUUCCCUUUAAGAGCAACCCGCAACACCGGCUGUCCUGGAGUCCUGCCUCCCUACAGACUCUGCCUACAGAAGAGGAGAGGAGUAAAGGGGAGGAGAAGAAAGGCAGCCAGUCUCCACCCACAAACCAUGUGGCUCCACCCAGCCCAACCCAUGCAAUCCCGGCGGUGCUUCCAUUUCUGCCCACUCCAUUUCAAAUGCCGGUGGUCAUGGGAAGCCAGCGCAUGCGCACACCUUCCCCUCACCGUACCUGGCAACCACAUAACUAUGACAGCGGUAACUACAGCAACAACAGCAGCCACUUUCCUCAGCAGCAGCAGCCGCCGCCAUUGCAGUGGCGCUACAGGCGGAAUUCUCUUGACAGCUCUACAGCCUCCGGUAGGCAGGGUCACUACAGCAACGGUAACCACGGCGACUACAACAACCAACAGCAUCACCAGCAGGGGGGGCGUGGCCGCUAUCGGCAACAGUCACCGGGUCCUGGAGCGAGAGGAGAUUCUGGACACCAACCUAGAGACGGUUACUAUGCCAACAACCAUCACCAAUACCAGCAUCAGCAGCCGUUCAUCCCUCACUUUCACAUGUACCAGACUCCACCCCCUGUUCACGCACACACACUGCCACGAAACACACAUGCAGAACACACACGUGGAGGCUGGGGGUGUGUCCCCAAAUUCCAGCAGGGGUACACCACACCACCCCGCAUGAGGCGGCAGUACAGCGCCCCCGACCUGAAGAACAAAGAAACACCUGUCUGAGUGUGUUUGUGUGUGUGUGUGUAUGUGUGUGUGAGCGAGCGUUGUGAGUGCUUACCUUCCACACCUGCUUGACGUCCACCUAAGUUAUGCUUAAGUGGUGAUGUCAUUACGAUCUCAUGCGAUGAUGUCAUUAGCACACCGACCCAAGCUAAGUUAUGCUAACGCACAACACAGAGACUCACUGCAACCAAAUAACCAAACACACUCUGCUGGGUCCUGUGUGCUAAAGGAGAACUCCACUGCUUUUACAAAAUUCUCCACAUAAUUACACAGUUAAGAUGAAGAACAGAGGCGUUCAGAGUGGGUUUGGUGUGAAUCACUCCAUUCUAGAGAAACUUACCCAGUGCGACACAGAAAGGUGUUACCAUAUUUCUCAGCAGAUUCUGUGUUAAAAAGUUGUUUUUAAAAUCGCAUAUCAUUAAGGAUGUCCCAAUCAGGUGGUCCAGUCCAGUUUUCUUAAUGCUGUGUAUUUGCUGAUACCAAUCAGAUUUUUGUGUUUGUAUAAGUAACACAGCCACACAGUUUAAAUAAGCACUUAGUUCCCACUCUGGGCUGAUAUCUGUUCUUUGUUGACUAGUGAUGUGGCAAAAAAAAAAACUUUUAUAGUGAUGUAAAAAUGCUAUUUUGUAUAUGUAGCACAUUCGCAUACAUCUAUAGCAUGUGUGUAUUAGCAUGAGCAGUUGCCUUAAACAAGUUCUGCACAUGCAGUUCAGUGCUGGUUUACAAUAACUUAAAAGUAUUUUUACAAUAAUUUUAAAUAGUUUCAGAUAGCUUGUAAUUUUUUCAUGCCCACUACAAAAUAGAAUCUAAAAACUUUUUUGUAUUUACCUUCUGAGAACUCUCAUUACACAUUACUCAUUACUCAUUGAGUGCUGCCAGCUGGGUAGAAAUGUCUGUUAAUGGUGCCUUUAGGAUACCAGAUGGUGCUCUGAGCACUGAGCUUAAAACCAAGUGGUCCCAGAACUGGUUUGGGAUUGAAAUAUCCAUGAAUAUAUGUCUGGAUCCCUAAUGAAAUAGUGGAGAAAUACAUGCAAGAUGUUGCACAGCCAAAAAUAGUCCCUAAAGAAAUUGUUUUUGUUUAGAUUUGCUCUUAAUUAUUCCAUAUAAAAUUAAAAAUACACAUGGUUUAAUUCACCACCACACGAUACAAGAUUAUCUACAAUGAAGAGCAGUUUCACACUGAAGCCCUACUCUGAAUUUAUUUAUAUUAAACAUGUAGAGAAUUUUGAUUUAUGGUGGAGUUCACUUCAUAUGUGUGUGUGUGUAUAUAUAUGUGUAUAUAUGUAUACACACACACACAGGGGUUGGACAAUAAAACUGAAACACCUGGUUUUAGACCACAAUAAUUUAUUGUCUCGACGGACAGUUCUGGUGGAAACAGGAGAGUUGAGGUGCACAUUGAAUUAUUUUUUUUGUGUUAUGUUUUUUGGAUACAAUCCGGGUUAGCACCCGAACAUCCCUUUCAGACAGCUUCCUCUUGCGUCCACAGUUAAUCCUGUUGGAUGUGGUUGGUCCUUCUUGGUGGUAUGCUGACAUUACCCUGGAUACCGUGGCUCUUGAUACAUCACGAAGACUUGCUGUCUUGGUUAUAGAUUUGUCCUCUUUUGGUAUGUCACCCAUAAUGUUGUUUGCAUUGCAGUUUUUGAGCAAAACUGUGCUGGCUGCCAGGCUGCUCCAAUGUAGCCAUGAAACCUCCCACACUAAAAUGACAGGUGUUUCAGUUUCAUUGUCCAACACCUGUGUAUAAGUGUGUAUAUAUAUAUA